AAUUUGCAUACGAUCGCUACCUCAAAAAGUUAGGCACUGAAUUGAAGGUGUUUUUUCGUACAAAAAGCUGUCUCUUCAGUGGUGUUGGAAUAUAUGACGAAUUACCAAUCAGGUGAAACUUUCAUAGAGAAGACAUUUGAAAAGAACACUGGCGUGACAUACACAAACUUAUCGUAACUUUGCAGACGACAAUGAAUUGCUUUGGCAUGGAGACUUAAAUGUGUGACUUCUGUUCAAACACAUUUCUUUGAAUGUAUCUCACUCAGGUUCGAAACCAGAUUCCUGACUACGAUUAAAAGUGCAUUGUUGACAAAAUACUUUCGUAGAUAUGUUUCAUUAAAUUUCUACGUGAGGUUUCUUGUUCGAAUUCGUCACGAUAUAUCAACAAAGAAGAUUUAGUGGUGCUAGAAAGUUGUUUAUCAGUUGUGACGGAUAAGACUUGGAGAAAUGCAGAGCUCCGAAGCUGUGAAAAGUGUUUUUCAGGAUACUCAUUUGUUAUCUACAAGUCUAAAUCGACCAGAACCUACGCGAUAUACCAAAACAACAACUAAUCAGCGACCAAGACCUGUGUCAGCGCCCCCUGCCAGUCAGCAACCUCGUUGGAGACACCCAAACUCACCUGAACCGAAAAGGGCAAGAAAGUUCCAUGUGAGCCUGUACCACACCCCAUUUGAGAGCAAGACAAGUAAAAAGGCUCCCUUUGCUCCAAGAGCUACAAUUGGCGGCAGUUCCACUCUGCGUGGAAAAGACUUUUCUCCAGCAACAUAUAAUUCUCUAAGUGACCCUCAUUUGAACCCAUACUUUUCUAGAAAGUUUGGAAAAAGUGCAUCUUUGAGGGAGUCAGGACCAUCUAAAACAAGGGGAAGACGAAGUACCAGUGGAAAGACAAAGAAAAAAGGUGGAGUUACAUUCAAAACUGUAGUGAAAACUGGAGCCAAGAGAAAUGGUGGCACAGAUGCAAAGGUUUUUGCAGAAUUUCGGGGAACAAAAGGCAAGUUUACCAGACAACUCACUCACCAAAUGGAUUCUGCUGUACCAUCAGCCUUUAUAGCAACAUUGCCACCAUUCCAAUUCCACUCAGGAAGCACUGAGACUUUUACUGUGAAGGGACCUGAUAUUGGUGACCUUAUACAACUUAUUAUUCAGCAUGAUGGCCGUGAGCGGAAACAAGGAUGGUUCCUGGAUGAAAUCCAAGUGACAAACCCUCAGAAAUCAAAAUCUUGGACAUUCCCAUGCUAUCAAUGGUUGUCACUGUAUGAGAGUGAUUGUCAAGUAAAACGCUGUUUAAAACCACUGGUGCACAAGAAAGCUGAAAAAGUUGUUUACGUAAUAGAAGUAUACACUGGGGACAAAGCUGGUGCAGGGACAGAUGCUCAUGUGUUUAUUACGUUGUAUGGCAAGAGAGGACAAGCCCCUAAAACACAACUUAUCAGCAGGACUGAUGAUGCUUUUGAAAGGAAGAAAAAAGAUGUUUUCAAAAUCAAAACAACUGACCUUGGAUCCUUGAAGAAGUUAACCGUGGAACACGAUAGUUUUGGUUUUUCUCCAGGAUGGUUUUUGGACAAGAUAAUAGUGUACUGUCGUGAGAGAGAAGAUCAGAAAUUCUAUUUUCCCUGUAAUCAGUGGCUGGCCAAGGAUGAAGGUGACGGAAUGACAAGGAGGCAGCUGACGGCUUCAACAGAUUCUUCAGCUGUAUUUCAAGGCCACCGAUAUCUUGUUCACACGUACACUGGUGACAAGAGAGGAGCUGGAACUGAUGCUAAUGUUGUAAUUACCAUAUUUGGAGAAGAUGGUGACUCAGGGGAGAAGAAGUUGGAUAACGCAAGAAAUAACUUUGAACGUGGAAAGAAAGAUUCCUUUAAGGUCAUUUGUGGAACAAGUCUUGGACGCCUGACCAAGAUAAGAAUUGGACAUGAUAACAGUGGAUUAGGGCCUGGCUGGUUUUUGAACAAGGCAACUGUCGAGGAUCCCAGUACAGGAGAAGCUGUUGAUUUUCCUUGCCGACGCUGGUUUGCUAAAAAUGAAGAUGAUGGUCAAAUCUCACGUGAACUGAUCCGAGCAGACGCCAAAGAUGGUGAUUUAGUUGUUGACAAAGGAAUUCCCUAUCAUAUUCAUGUCACAACUGGAGACGUCAGAAAUGCGUCGACUAAUGCACGUGUUUAUGUCAUCCUUCACGGAGGGGAAGACGGCGAAAACAACAGUGGCAAACUGUGGCUUCAGAAUGAAGAGAAAGACAACUUUCAAAGGGGAAGGACGGACAUUUUUACUGUAGAAACAGCAGAAAUGCUGAGUCCCUUGCAUCAUUUAACCAUUGGUCAUGACAAUAGUGGUCUUGGUGCAGGAUGGCACUGUGAGAAGGUGGUUGUCGACUGCCCCAGCAGUGGAGAUCAGCAAGUAUUUUUGUGUCAGAAGUGGCUGGCCGAUGAUGAAGGAGACCAAUUGAUUGAGAGAGAUCUCUUUGAGUCUGAAGAUAUGAGAUUGAAAAGACGGCCAAAAACUGUGUGGAAUGUCUGGCUAUGGACAAGUGACAUGAGAGGAGCUGGUACAGAUGCUAAUGUGUUUAUGACAUUGUACGGAGACAAAGGCAAGACUGAUGAGGUACCGCUUGGAAAUGCCACUGACAACUUUGAGCAGGGACAGCUUGAUAAGUUUAAGGUUGAACUGACUAGAGUCGGAAAACCAUACAAGCUGAGAAUACGACAUGAUAACUCAAAAGCGUUUUCUGACUGGCAUUUGGAAAAGAUCCAAAUGGAAAAUGUCAAAUCAAGUAUUAAGUGUUCUUACAAGUGCAACCGCUGGCUGUCUAAGAGUGAGGACGACCAUCAGAUUAUUCGUGAACUGCCAGCAAUCAUCCAAGGAAAAGAACCUUUACCUGUGUACGUUUACCAUGUUUAUGUCCACACCGGUGACAAACGAGGCGCUGGUACAAAUGCCAAUAUAUUUUUAAAUAUUUUUGGUGAGUUGGGGGACACCGGUGACAGACCUCUUGAAGAAUCAAACACUAACAGGAACAAAUUUGAUAGAAAUCAGGUGGAUGAGUUCCUUAUCGAAGCAGUGUCACUAAAAACCCUCGAAAAAGUCCGUGUGGGCCAUGAUUCCACUGGACCCGGAUCAGGAUGGUUCCUAGAUAAAGUUGUGAUAAAGGAUCCUGAGGACAACACCAAGGAAUAUGUGUUCCCUUGCAACAGACCAGUUUGUGCUGGAGGCCGUGGACAUUGGAAAGGUUGAAAUGUUGCGUAUCUCGCAUGACAACAAAGGUGGUGCUGCUGGUUGGUUUCUUGAUAACGUCACAGUAGAUAUCCCUUCACGUGGAGAACACGUGGUCUUCCCAUGUCACCGCUGGUUGGCAGAUGAUGAAGACGACGGCAAGAUUGAGAGGGAGUUGUACCCAGGACAACAGACUCAGAGCAACCCAAAAAUCCCUCACGAGGUGACGGUGUACACGGGUGACGUCAGAGGAGCUGGUACCAACGCAAAUGUGUUUCUUGUCAUGUAUGGCGAGAAUGGCAAGUCUGACCAGUUUGACCUGAGAAACAAGUCUGACAACUUCGAGAGAGGCCAGGUUGACAAGUUCAAAGUGGAGUGCGAGGAUAUUGGACAGCUGGUAAAAAUUCGUGUUGGUCAUGAUAACAAUGGAAUGCGCUCAGCCUGGUUCUUAGAGAAGGUUGAAAUUCGCCGCGUGAAGCCCGAAGACAAAGAACCAAGCAAGAAACGAAGGAAUUCUGGGGAGGUUGAAGAGAUGGGUGAUGGAGAUGAACAUAAUUAUCUUUUUGUGUGUAACCGCUGGCUGGCUCGGGACGAAGACGACGGUCAGAUCGUGAGGGAACUGGUGCCCGUGGACUCCAGUGGCAGACCAAGACGCGGCUCGCUUGCAGAAAACACGUACCGUGUCCACGUACACACUGGUGAUGUUUCUAAUGCUGGAACGAAUUCCAAUGUGUUCAUCUGCUUGUAUGGUGAAUUUGGCGAUUCUGGAGAACGAAAGUUGGAUAAAUCUGAAACUCAUAUGGACAAGUUUGAAAGGAAUAAUGAGGACAUAUUUUCGUUCAAUUGCGUCAACCUCGGCCCGCUCAGUAAAGUCAAAGUGUGGCAUGAUAACAGUGGAUUAAAGAGCGCUUGGCAUUUAGACAGGAUCGAGAUCGAGGACAAACUAGCAGAGGAGAAACAUGUAUUUCCUUGUAAUCGGUGGCUUGCAACCAGCGAAGACGACGGCCAGAUUUGUCGCGAACUUGUUAAAGUUGACGAGCGAGCUUUGAAGCUGGAGAGAAAGAGGACUUUGUCCAGAAAAACAAGUGUUAUCUCCAACGUUGAUGGUGUGGAUCUUGAGGCUAAAGCUCGUAUCACGACCUACGAAGUCUCUGUUAGUACUGGUGACGUCAGAGGAGCCGGCACCAAUGCGAAUGUAUAUGUUAUUAUGUACGGAGCAGAAGGGGAUACAGGUAAAGUUCCUCUCAAAACCUCGAAAACGUUCAGAAAUAAAUUUGAGCGUGGCCAAACAGAUGUCUUUACCGUUGAUGCCAAAGUUGGAGAAAUUGAAAAGAUCAGGGUCGGCCAUGACAAUAAAGGUGGAUUUGCUGGUUGGUUCCUGGACAAGGUGAUUAUCGAUGUUCCUUCCCUUGGUCAGAAAGCUGUGUUCCCGUGCGGCCGCUGGCUGGAUAAAGGCAAAGAUGAUGGACAGUUGGAGAGAGAGCUGUUUCCUGGAGUGGACACCGAGGAAGCUUAUUCUCCGUAUGUGCCGUAUGAGAUGACUGUGUUCACAAGUGAUGUGAUGGGAGCUGGCACCUCAGCUCAUGUUUAUAUUGUACUUUACGGCUCUGACGGCUGCACUGAAGAGAUUAUGUUAGCAGACACGUCAAAGAAACAAAAGGAUUCCUUCAAGAGAGGAUCAACUGAUCAGUUUGUUAAGGAGCUCGACAAUGUUGGUGAUGUGAUUGAAAAGAUUCGAAUCGGACACGACAACAAAGGCAUGACCCCUGGUUGGCAUCUUGACAAGGUGGAGGUACGACGCUUGAAAGAUGACGGCGAAUCUUCCACAACUUACACCUUCCCCUGCAAGAGAUGGCUGGCCAAGGAUGAAGACGAUGGAUCUGUUGUGCGGGAGCUGAUUCCUAAUAAGGUUAUCGAAGAAUCUGUAACGGAAGAUGGAGAAGUGGAAACUAAGGAGGUCGAUCAAGAGACGUUGGAACUCCGCAAGUACAAAGUUCAUGUCUUUACUGGUGACGUCAAAGGCGCAGGAACAGAUGCUAAUGUUUUUAUCACCUUAUAUGGUGAAUAUGGUGACACAGGGGAGAGGCAACUUGCUAAGUCAGAGACAUACUCUAAUAAGUUUGAAAGGGGAAAUGAAGAUAUCUUCACCUUGGAAGCCGCCGAACUCGGGAAUGUUUUCAAGGUGAAGCUUCGACACGACAAUGCCAAUUUUAGUCCCUCUUGGUUUGUGGAUCGUGUCGAUGUUCGAGAUUUGGAAACAGACAAACUUUAUCCGUUCGUUUGCGAGAGAUGGCUUUCUAAAAAGAAAGAAGAAGGGAAAAUCCAACGAACGCUUUAUGUAAAGGGCUAUCAGGGCGAACGCUCUACUCUUGGCACAAUGAGUCUGAGAUCUUUGAGCCAAAGCAGCCUCAGUCCCCGACGAAGUAGUCGCGGAAGCCUCGCCAGCAGCCGAGGGUCUCUAGGACGAAGCAACGAAAGUUUACCAACAGCGAACCGAAGUGCGACAGCUGAUGCCAUUUUCAUGGAAGAAUUUGGCCAAGGUGAUAAAGAUGCAGCAGCUGUUCGUGAAGCUAUUGCCUACACCAUCCGCGUGACCACAGGCGACCAAUCAGACGCUGGCACCAAAGCGCAGGCACACAUAGUUUUGAUAGGAAGUGAAGCGGCCACGGAAAAGAUCCCAUUAGCACUGAUUCAGAGAGAUGGGUUCACCCCUGGCCUCACUGAGACGUUUUCAGUGGAAGCUGUAGAUGUUGGAGAAGUGAAGAAAGUUGAGAUAUCCAACAACGGUUACGGAGCGGACAGCGGCUGGUUUGUGAAGGAAGUGGAGGUGGAUGUACCCACUAGUGGUAAGAAAUACUUCUUCCCGUGCAACAGGUGGCUGUCACAGAACAAGGAGGAUGGAAAGGUGGUACGCGUGCUGUCUGCGUCAGAUGAUCAUCUUGUUACUUACAAACCACAUGUGCAAUAUGAGAUAGAGGUGUACACAGGGGACGUUAAGUCAGCUGGAACAGACUCUACCAUAUCCAUGACAAUGUUUGGCACUGAUGGCACCACUCCAGAGUUUGUACUCGAUAAAGACGAGUCGCGGUUUGAACGAGGAGGAGUGGAUCUUAUUAAAAUGGACUUGUAUGAUGUGGGAAAACUGCUUAAAGUCAGGAUCGCAGUCGAUGGUAAAGGCACUCGUCAUGAUUGGUUUUUGGAAAAGAUUAUCAUACGGAACAUGGAGACACAUUGUGUGAGCGUUUUCAAGUCUAACCAGUGGUUUUCCAAAACAGAAGGCGAUGGCAAACUUGUUAAAGAGAUUCCGGCUGAGGUUGACGGAGAGGAAUUACUCAAAAGAACUUCAUAUAAAGUUAACGUGAAGACAGGCGAUGUGCUGGGAGCAGGAACUGAUGCGAACGUGUUCAUGGUGAUAUUUGGAGAACAUGGAGAUAGCGGAGAAUUGGCUUUGAAGAAUUCUGAAACAUACAAAGACAAGUUUGAAAGGAAUCAUACCGACGUGUUUAGCUUCAAAAAUUUCCUAAGUUUGGGUGAACUUACUAAAGUCCGUAUCUGGCACGACAAUAAAUUUCUCAAAGCAAACUGGUUUCUUGAAAGUGUGGAAAUCAUCAACGAAUCCAAUGAUGAAAAAUACUUAUUUCCUUGUAAUCGGUGGCUGGCUAAGGAUAAAGACGACGGAAGCCUGGUACGGGAGCUAACAUGCGCAAAUGCUAAGAAGAGUACCGACUCGCGAGCGCCCACAACCUUUGAACUUACUUUCCUUACAAGUGACAAGCAAAAUGCCGGGACAACCCAGAAUGCUUGGAUCGUACUUGAAGGAGAAGAGAGGAAAUCUCAGGAAUACCCGAUAGAAAACAGCGCAAAGAACAAAGUUCUACGUAGAGGACAAACAGACACAUUUAAAUUUGCGACCAGAAGUCUUGGGAAUCUUACUCACGUGACACUGGGACAUCGAAGACGGCAGGGAUCUGUUGUCAAGGGAACCGGGAAAGAGACUGGUUGGUUCUUACAUGAAGUGAUUGUGACCAACCCUGAGACAGGGGAAAAAUACGUGUUUCCCUGCCGUCAGUGGAUUCCUCUCAGCGAUGACAAGAAUGAUGCAGUUCGUUUAGAGUGCAAGUCAUCAGAGAAACCAAAGUCAGCGACUAUUAGAGACCUUCAACCCGUCCAGUAUCUAAUAGAAGUCUUUACCGCUGACGUAGCACACGCAGGUACGGAUGCCAACGUCUCCAUCCUCUUAUAUGGCGCGAAUGGUGACACUGGGCAGAGACAGCUGACUAAAAAGUUCGUCAACUUGUUCGAGAGAGGAAAAGUGGACGACUUUAAAAUUGAAGCACUGGAUCUUGGUCAGCUUACACGUUUGCGUAUAGAACAUGACAACAAAGGUUUUGGAGCCGGCUGGAUGUUAGAGAAAGUGGACAUCACAAAUCUCACGAGUCAAGAAAAAGUGACUUUUCCCUGCAGUCAGUGGCUUGAUAAGAAGAAAGGAGAUGGGAAAAUCUGUCGAGAUCUGCUCCCACUAACGAAAUGACCUCUGUGAUCCCUUUGCAGCUCUGUCAUUUUUAAAAGUAGUAGUAUUCGUCGUCUCCUGUAAAAAUGACUUCACCUUUCUUCAAGGAAUACCCACAGAAGCAGCAUUGGCGUGAGCUCUCUGUUGGGAUUCUUUGAGAUUUAUGUAAUUAUGUGCUCCUUUUUUGUAAAAACACUUAAAACAGUUAUUUA
Molecule: messenger RNA, 7929 nt
Organism: Pocillopora damicornis (cauliflower coral)
Lineage: Eukaryota; Metazoa; Cnidaria; Anthozoa; Scleractinia; Pocilloporidae
Product: lipoxygenase homology domain-containing protein 1
Molecular function (GO): protein binding
Source: RefSeq, a predicted model, not a curated record